Messenger RNA from Penicillium egyptiacum, 168 nucleotides. Lineage: Eukaryota; Fungi; Ascomycota; Eurotiomycetes; Eurotiales; Aspergillaceae. The record is from the annotation of a GenBank genome assembly.
AUGAAAGCAGUCACUUGGAAUAGUCUAGAGACGGAGGCUAGUGAAGUGUCCCGUGGAGAGCUAUUGAUCAUCCUCCGCCUAACGCUAGGCCAGUUAAGAAAGGUGCGGUCACUUCAGCACGAUGUCGCACCGAUCAUGAUUAUCUCGCUUAUAGGCAAGCUACUUUGA